This is a messenger RNA of Pseudophryne corroboree (corroboree frog), 6062 nucleotides long. RefSeq names its product guanylate cyclase 2G-like. Gene Ontology annotation, biological process: protein phosphorylation; intracellular signal transduction; cGMP biosynthetic process. Gene Ontology annotation, molecular function: peptide receptor activity; ATP binding; guanylate cyclase activity. The coding region runs from base 165 to 3200 and encodes 1011 amino acids. NCBI's taxonomy places the organism in Eukaryota, Metazoa, Chordata, Amphibia, Anura, Myobatrachidae. Gene Ontology annotation, cellular component: plasma membrane. The transcript has 24 exons. The record is from RefSeq and is a predicted model, not a curated record.
CCCCCCAUAGUGACGGUAAAAGGAGGCGUGACUUGCGAUCGCGGCUCUGCUGUGAGGCCACGCCCCCUUUUCGGGCACACGCUUCAUGUGCGACAGGGUCCCUCUUUACAAUUUUAGGAAGUUGGGAGGUCACCGGAUUGCUGGCUUCCUUUUGGAACGUUCCAAUGUUUGGCUUUGUCAGUCAGACACCAAAGCUGGAUAACACCCGAAUAUAUGACACGUAUGUGAAAAUGGUGUCACCCCUCCAGUGUAUAUCGGAUGCCGUAGAGAAGACCCUGAAGUAUUUUAUGUGGAACUAUAUUGCUCUGUUUGGGGGAUCAGCUGAGGGGUCAACUUGGGACAGAAUUGAUGAAUUGUGGACGCUGCUGGAAAACCAAUUACCUACGAACUUCACAGUCACAGCAAAGAUAAAGUACGAACCAGGCAAACCAGGAAAUCUCCGCGAGAACCUUCUCUUAGUUGCGUCAACUGCCCGAGUUAUUAUAUUAGUGGCGAGCUCUGACGAUGCCAGAUUGAUUCUGCUGGAGGCCGAAAAUCAGGGACUGACGGAGGGGAAUUAUGUAUUUAUUAUGGUGCAACAAUUUGAAGUCAGUGGAUUUCUGGAAGUGUUUUGGAAAGACACCUUAAUCAGUGGCAGAGGUGAGAACAUCAUACGGGCCUAUGACUGUGUGCUCAUGAUAGCCCUGAACUCCAGUAACAGCUACACCUUAUUUAUGAAGCAGGUCUACGACAAGCUGCGGGGUCCCCCGUUCUACAGCGAGAUCUCCUCAGAGUACCAGGUCAGCCCAUAUGCCGCCUACCUCCAUGAUUCAGUAUUACUUUACGUGAUGGGGUUAAAGGAAGCUCUCAAACAUGGGCGAAAUAUCACAGACGGGCGUGCCCUGGUGCAAAGCCUGAGGGGGUACAAUCAGGAACAACUGUUUGGAGUGACUGGUCUGCUGAACAUUGAUACGAAGGGAAAGCGAUUCAUCGAUUACUCCGUGUAUGAUCUGCAGCUGGUGGGGAACGAGUCUCGCUUUGUCCCUGUCUUGCAGUAUGACAGCUAUAGGAAGGAGAUCAGCCCCACAGGUGCUUUCUCCCGCAUCACCUGGCCUGGGCCUACGCGCCCCAAGGACAGACCGGACUGUGGCUUCAGCAAUGAGCUGUGCAGGGUGGCUGGAAUCAAUUUUCACACAUUCUCAGAAUAUGAGAUGAUGUCUACUCAGGAAAACUUUAUAAAGCCUAACACCCCAGUAGUCGCUCUGAUUGUCACCCUCAUAGUAACGGCUGUGAUCGGUCUGAUGUUUGUGUUAUUCCUCUUUGUUCAGAAGGGAAAACUGAGAAAACAGUAUGACAGUAACAGCAGCUGGUGGCAAAUUAAGUAUGAAGACAUCACAAUUCUAAGAGACAACAAGAACAAUCCUGGGACACCCUCAAAUACCCCGACAUCUAAAAGAUUUGGGAGUUUUGGGUCCAGUGCGGUCCUGUCCAGCAACAAGAGCUGCGGUUUCACCGACAAGCAAGGCAAAGAGAUAUUCUACACUACCAUCGGCGUCUACCAGGUGAACAGUGUGCAGGCUACACAAAAGAGUAAAAGACAAAGUGGAGAUCAGAAUGCACAGGGUAAUCAUGUGGCUCUGACGUACCUCAGCGAUGAAGCCGCAGCCUGCCGGGUUAGGAAGCCGUCUGUCCUGAAGGAAUUCCACAUGAUUCGGGAGCUGAAACACGAGAACCUGGUGACUUUCUUCGGGGUCUGCACGGAUUCCCCCGUUGUGUGCAUUGUCACCCAGUACUGCAAAAAAGGAAGCCUAAAGGAUGUUUUACAGAAUAGUGACAUAGAACUGGACUGGGUCUUCAAGCUGUCUUUUGCCUAUGACAUAGUUAAUGGCAUGGGAUUCCUACACAACAGUCCGCUGACUUCCCAUGGAAAUCUGAAGCCCACAAACUGCCUGGUGGACGGGCGCAUGCAGGUGAAACUCUCUGGCUUCGCCUUAUGGGAGUUCAAAUACGGGACAACGUUCCGAGACAUCACCGCGAAAAAUGUCAUCUACUCAGAUCUCUACUGGACGGCCCCUGAGCUGUUGCGGUUGGGAAGGUUCCCCUUCCAGGGCACCCAGAAGGGAGAUGUGUAUAGUUUCGCCAUCGUCAUGAGAGAACUCAUAUGCAAUAGCGAAGACGGGCCUUACCAGGACUAUAACAUGGAACCACAAGAUGUUAUCCGCAAAAUCAUAGCCCCUACCUCAUCUGUGCCAAUGAGGCCUUCCUUAUCGGUGGAGAAGUGUAACGAGCGGAUCAUCUCCAUGUUAAAGCUAUGCUGGGAUGAGAACCUGGAGAGGCGGCCGUCCUUUGUUUCCAUAAAGAGGAGCCUGCGAGGAGCCAGCCCGGAAGGACACGUCAGCAUACUGGAUAAUAUGGUGAACAAGCUGGAAAAAUACGCCAAUCACCUAGAAGAGGUUGUGGAGGAGAGGACAGUUCAGCUGAUGGCGGAGAAAAAAAAGACUGACAAGUUGUUAUCGACCAUGUUACCAAGCUUCAUUGCAGAGCAGCUGAUGGCCGGUAAGUCGGUGGAACCUGAGAGCUUCAGCUCGGUCACGGUCUUCUUCUCAGACAUUGUGGGGUUCACCACCCUCUGCUCCUCCAGUCUCCCGCUGCAGGUGGUGGAUUUGCUGAAUGAUCUGUACAGUCUGUUCGACGAUAUCAUCAAAGCCUAUGAUGUAUAUAAGGUGGAAACCAUUGGAGAUGCUUACAUGGUUGCCAGUGGUCUCCCAAUUCAGAAUGGUCUAAGGCACCUAGAAGAAAUCGCCACCAUGUCUCUCCACUUUCUCAGUGCCAUGCUGUCCUUCAGAAUCCGACACAUGCCGGAGGAGAAGUUGAAGCUGCGCAUUGGACUGCACACGGGUCCUGUAGUGGCCGGGGUGGUGGGUGUGACGAUGCCCAGGUACUGUCUGUUUGGGGACACAGUUAACACUGCAUCAAGAAUGGAAAGCAACAGUUUACCCCUGCGGAUUCAUAUUUCUGAAACGAGUGCCGACGCUCUGAGGCAGAUUGGGGGCUACGACAUAAAGGAAAGGGGAUGGAUCCAGGUAAAAGGGAAAGGAAAACAGAGGACGUUCUGGCUGAAGGGCAAGAAAGGCUUCCAGAUGCCCCUACCGGACUUUCCAGAUGAUCUGAAAGAUCCCAUAAAUGAUUCCAUUGAGGAGGAAGAGAUCAGCGUCCACUGACUGGUCAGACCUGCGUACAUGAUGCUCAAAUUUCCAUCCGUCAGUAGCUGCAGACCUGGGAAGCCACCGCAGCUGGGACAGAGGACGGCUUUGCAGACAUGAUUACUACCCUGUGAUGCUACGGCUUUAGAUUUGCAAUAACAAAUCUUUUUAUAGACAUUUUUCUUGUUAUACAAUAAUGUUGUACAAUAAUAUACAAGUAACAUACAAGGGAUUCUUUAACAAAUCAGAACUUACAGUAGAUUAUAAGCAGAUCAUGGAAAAGCCUAGUAACUUUUACUGCAUUAAUGUUCUACUACACUACAGUCUAGAUACAGUAUCUGCGGUGGUACUGACAUCCAGCAUACAGGGCAGGGGAAAUCCUGUGCAGCUGUCUGUACAUGCAGAGUGAGAGCCGAUACUGAAAAUUACAUCCAGCAUACAGGGCAGGGGAAAUCCUGUACAGCUGUAUGUACAUGCAGAGUGAGAGCCGAUACCGAUAAUUACAUCCAGCAUACAGGGCAGGGGGAAUCCUGUGCAGCUGUCUGUACAUGCAGAGUGAGAGCCGAUACUGAGAAUUACAUCCAGCAUACAGGGCAGGGGAAAUCCUGUACAGCUGUAUGUACAUGCAUAGUGAAAGCCGAUACAGAGAAUUACAUCCAGUAUACAGGGCAGGGGGAAUCCUGUGCAGCUGUCUGUACAUGCAGAGUGAGAGCCGAUACUGAGAAUUACAUCCAGUAUACAGGGCAAGGGAAUCCUGUGCAUCUGUCUGUACAUGCAGAGUGAGAAAAGAUACUGAGCAUUACAUCCAGCAUACAGGGCAGGGGAAAUCCUGUGCAGCUGUCUGUACAUGCAGAGUGAGAGCCGAUACCGAGAAUUACAUCCAGCAUACAGGGCAGGGAAAUCCUGUGCAGCUGUCUGUACAUGCAGAGUGAGAACAGAUACUGAGAAUUACAUCCAGCAUACAGGGCAGGGCAAAUCCUGUGCAGCUGUCCAUACAUGCAGAGUGAGAGAAUAUAUUGAGAAUUACAUCCAGCAUACAGGGCAGGGGAAAUCCUGUACAGCUGUCUGUACAUGCAGAGUGAGAGCUGAUACAGAGAAUUACAUCCAGCAUACAGGGCAGGGGAAAUCCUGUGCAGCUGUCUGUCCAUGCAGAGUGAGAGCCAAUACCGAGAAUUACAUCCAGCAUACAGGGCAGGGGAAAUCCUGUGCAGCUGUCUGUACAUGCAGAGUGAGAGCCGAUACUGAUAAUUACAUCCAGCAUUCAGGGCAGGGGAAAUCCUGUGCAGCUGUCUGUCCAUGCAGAGUGAGAGCCAAUACCGAGAAUUACAUCCAGCAUACAGGGCAGGGGAAAUCCUGUGCAGCUGUAUGUACAUGCAGAGUGAGAGCCGAUACCGAGAACUACGUCCAGCAUACAGGGCAGGGAAUCCUGUGCAGCUGUCUGAACAUGCAGAGUGAGAGCCGAUACCGAGAAUUACAUCCAGCAUACAGGGCAUGGGGAAUCCUGUGCAGCUGUCUGUACAUGCAGAGUGAGAGCCGAUACCGAGAAUUACAUCCAGCAUACAGGGCAGGGGAAAUCCUGUGCAGCUGUCUGUACGCGCAGAGUGAGAGCCGAUACCGAGAAUUACAUCCAGCAUACAGGGCAGGGGAAAUCCUGUGCAGCUGUCUGUACAUGCAGAGUGAGAGCCGAUACCGAGAACUACGUCCAGCAUACAGGGCAGGGAAUCCUGUGCAGCUGUCUGUACAUGCAGAGUGAGAGCCGAUACCGAGAAUUACAUCCAGCAAACAGGGCAGGGGAAGUCCUGUGCAGCUGUCUGUACACGCAGAGUGAGAGCCGAUACCGAGAAUUACAUCCAGCAUACAGGGCAGGGGAAAUCCUGUGCAGCUGUCUGAACACGCAGAGUGAGAGCCGAUAUCGAGAAUUACAUCCAGCAUACAUGGCAGGGGAAAUCCUGUGCAGCUGUCUGUACACGCAGAGUGAGAGCCGAUACCGAGAAUUACAUCCAGCAUACAGGGCAGGGGAAAUCCUGUGCAGCUGUCUGUACACGCAGAGUGAGAGCCGAUACCGAGAAUUACAUCCAGCAUACAGGGCAGGGGAAAUCCUGUGCAGCUGUCUGUACACGCAGAGUGAGAGCCGAUACCGAGAAUUACAUCCAGCAUACAGGGCAGGGGAAAUCCUGUGCAGCUGUCUGAACACGCAGAGUGAGAGCCGAUACCGAGAAUUACAUCCAGCAUACAGGGCAGGGGAAAUCCUGUGCAGCUGUCUGUGCAUGCAGAGUGAGAGCCGAUACUGAGAAUUACAUCCAGCAUACAGGGCAGGGGAAAUCCUGUGCAGCUGUAUGUACAUGCAGAGUGAGAGCCGAUACCGAGAAUUACAUCCAGCAUACAGGGCAGGGAAUCCUGUACAGCUGUCUAUACAUGCAGAGUGAGAGCCGAUACCGAGAAUUACAUCCAGCAUACAGGGCAGGGGAAAUCCUGUACAGCUGUCUGUACAUGCAGAGUGAGAGCCGAUACCGAGAAUUACAUCCAGCAUACAGGGCAGGGGAAAUCAUGUGCAGCUGUAUGUACAUGCAGAGUGAGAGCCGAUACCGAGAAUUACAUCCAGCAUAUAGGGCAGGGGAAAUCCUGUGCAGCUGUCUUUACAUGCAGAGUGAGAGCCGAUACCGAGAAUUACAUCCAGCAUACAGGGCAGGGGAAAUCCUGUACAGCUGUCUGUACAUGCAGAGUGAGAGCCGAUACCGAGAAUUACAUCCAGCAUACAGGGCAGGGGAAAUCCUGUGCAGCUCUCUGUAAAAGUCGCAGCUGCUACUGCAUCUGCAUCCACCUCUGAAUCUUCCUGGCCUCCUCUCACUGCUCCCCUUGCUGGCGGUGUCCUGCACUGUA